Molecule: messenger RNA, 4027 nt
Organism: Tremella mesenterica DSM 1558
Lineage: Eukaryota; Fungi; Basidiomycota; Tremellomycetes; Tremellales; Tremellaceae
Exons: 6
Coding region: 406-3831 (1141 amino acids)
Biological process (GO): intracellular signal transduction; protein phosphorylation; negative regulation of glycogen biosynthetic process
Cellular component (GO): cytosol; cytoplasm; nucleus
Molecular function (GO): ATP binding; protein serine/threonine kinase activity
Source: RefSeq, a predicted model, not a curated record
CAUCAACAACGUACUACUGAUUAUCACUUUUGUGCAUACACAUACAUACAUUUACUGCAUCUCUCACAACUCGCUGUAUGUAGCUUGCUCCUCUGGAACGAUUGUGUACAAUACCAUCUCUGAAAGUGACCAGGCCGACCUGUACAAGACUACGAAACGUGGUACCUCUCUCCUCAGCUACACCACAACUUGAUCAUCCCCCCCUCACCCGGUCAAUACCUCCGCCUCCCCGUCCCCAAGACACUGCUCCGGACCGUUGUCUCAAAUUUCAUCCCGUCAAUCUCGCUUAUUCGACACGUUCGUCCGCCCUACAGGGCAUCCAUCCAGGCGGCAGGCGGCGUCCAGGUGACCGGACAACAUUAUUUCCCCAAGCGACGUUCAUAAACUUUUCACUCUGUAUCUCCCAUGGUCGCCAUUACAGCCAAGCCUCAAGACCCACCAACCAAUCCCGGCCAUCUGCAUACCCCUCUUCGACCCACCAUCACCACUCCCGCCCAUCCGGUCCUCAAACGCUCUCUCACCGAUCUGACCACAAAGUCUGCCUCUCAGGUCACUCCUCCAACUGCCAUCUCAUUAGACGAGGAACCGGAAGCCCUCGAUAUAGGUUCUCCCAAGAAUAGUCUACCUGGGCCGUCGCAACCCUAUCAACAUGCCUGCGACAUUCCCUUGCCAUCACGGAGACGACAUCGAGGUGGAGUCUUAUUUUCACGUAGUCGAGCCAGCUCUGCCGGGACCAGCUUUGAGAGCAGCAUGGACAUGACAAACAGCCUGAGCUUCGGUGAUUUGGCUUCGCUAGGGAGGAGACCGUCAGCUUCGACAGAAGACGAGGAAGAAGUUCUCAAGCCCAGGUCAAGAAGUCGGGAUGCUCAGCGCAGAGUAUUCAGUGAGACUGGCAGGCAGCAAGAACGAGUUGAAGAUCUAGCAGAUUGGGACAAUAGUGCUCGGUUCUAUCAUCGACUACAUUCUCGACCUGGGUCCAGAGCAGGUUCACGGCCGACGUCUCCUCUCCAUUCGCCUCAAGUCUCACCACGAGGUUCGAAAACAGCAGAAACCUCUCCUGUCUUUGCGCGUAGGCGCCUGACCCUUCCACCCAACAAUGUGCUCCUAUCCCCGCCUCCACCUCCUGGUGCCGGACUUUCGGCCCAAUUGUCGCCCAAUCAUUACUUCCUUCAGCAACAUCUCCCCCCGACAUUCCCACACACAUGGAGCCCAGAGUUGAGACCCAUUGACCGCGACAUGACCGUCUCGCCAAUGGUUAUUAUGACACCCACCACGGAUGACUGGAAAGUUUUGAAGGAGAUCAGUCGGACGGAAGGCGAACAUUUGCCGACCAGUGAGGAGAGCAGUGAAGGGACGCCGUCUCCUGAUCAGUCUCCAUCUCAAGAGUCCGUCGAGCGAAUGGUCGAUUCACUUACAGCAACACCGACGAUAUCAAGAAUGGGUGAUAGCAGGCCUGAGAGACCCCGACUCAGACCAUCCAUUUCUGCCGACAUUAUACAAGCAGAACCGAUACAUACAGCAGAUCCAGGAGGUUCAGCCGCAAAUCCUAUCACACCCGAGAAGCCCAACAUCAUACCCGUAAUCAUUGCUCCAUCACCUGUGGCUCCCGUUGAGCAAUUUGCACCUCAACCUCAACAAGAGCUGCACGAUCUACCCCGCCCUGAUCUGCUUGCAGUUGCAGCUCCAAGAGCCGAGACCAAAGACGCAGUAGAUGAUAUAGUAAUUGCAAACGACCUUCACAAGUCGAAAGGAUUUGUGAGUUUUGGGCGACGGGACAGUCUCAGAUCCCUGAAGAAACCGACUCUGGAGCCACGGACAAAGAGUAAACGCGAGCUCGAGCGGGAACGACUUUUCAAGCUUGUGGACGCUGAACUCGAGAAGGAGGCCAAUGCAGAGGCGGGAAGUCCUUCAUCGGAUGAUGGCCGCGGUGUUCAGCAAAUCGGUCUUGCUCGCCGACGUGACGCUGGGAGUCCAUCUGGUCAGCUCGACGUUCCUGUUUCGUCGCAGGGUCCCAAGUCUGCUGGUUUCAUUUCCAAGGACUCGAUUGAAGGUCAAACCGAUUUACGAGCGCUGAAACGUUCCAGUCUCCCACCUCUGACAAAAUUCAUAAUCGUCUCGCCAACACAGCCGAUCCGAUCAUCUCCGCUGCAUGCCUCUCCCGUGAUGCCCGGUCAACCUUUCGAUGGAUCGGCGGACUCAUCGCGCUCUCAAACUCCCAAUUCAGCGCAAUCCGGACUUUCCGGACUUUCUUCUCCCCAAGUAUCGAACCCGAACCUAGGCAGUAUACGCGAUUACGCUCGAGCAUUGUCGACUCAUCAUUCUGCAGCGGCGGAAGCCUCCGCGUCUCCAAAACUCACCCGGUCACCCCGACAGAGAGAUACCUCGAGAGUAUCAUUGGUAGCCGGUAGAUUGGUGCAACCUUUCACAGUUCCUCCCACAACUUCCUUGCCCCCUCCUAGCCCUGCCCUAAGUGUGCAAUCAAAUCUGCAAUCAUUUUCGCCCUUCCGGUCGCCCAGCUUGGGUCCGAAGCUGGGGGUGGGCACACCGCCUACAAUGAACCGGUUAGAUACACAAAUGUCUUUCGCUCCCAGUGUCGGAGCACCAAGUACUGUCGGGACACCAACAAGUGAGACUGCGAGUGGUAUUGGUGGACGAGGAAUCGAUGACUAUGUCAUUUUGAAAGAAGCAGGCAAAGGGGCGUAUGGUUUGGUUAUGAGAGCAAAGGUGAAAGGUCCCACUGGAGAGCCUGUAGGGGAUGAAGUGAUUAUCAAGUAUAUCAUCAAAGGACGUAUUCUUGCGGAUUGUUGGAAGAAACAUAAGAUCUUAGGUCCAAUACCUGUCGAGAUACAUGUCAUGGAUCAACUUCGUCAUCUUUUGUACAUACCUCCACCCAAACCCCAUCCAUGGGACCCGGCACGACCUCGUCCUGGUCUACUUGAAGAUUCGACCAGCGAAGAUACCACCCCUCGACCCUUUGAAGGUAGUUCUGAUGGGACUGAAGGGCAGUAUAACGAAAUCCGCAAAUCGAAUGGAGAGGAUGCUUCGAUCGUGUCAAGCAUAGAGACAGCUGCGCGGGGCGGAUAUACCUCGACACAGAGAUAUCUCUCGUCGGAAAUGAGGUAUAGUCCUGAACGAGGACAUCCUAACAUUUGCAAACUGCUUGACUUUUUCGAGGAUCGAGAGUUUUACUAUUUGGUCAUGCCACGCUUUGGUACUGGUGUCGACCUUUUCGAUCGCGUCGAAGCCUCGCCCACCGGUCUUGAUCCAUUCGAAGUUCGCUCUUUAAUGGGUCAACUCGCCGACGCCGUCCGGUUCCUUCACGCCAAUGGAAUAGUCCAUCGUGACAUAAAAGACGAAAAUGUCAUUCUGGACGGUACCGGUCAUUGUCAACUUAUCGACUUUGGUUCUGCCGCUCAUUGGCGUCCUGGGAAGAAAUGGGACACUUUUUCGGGUACUUUGCAUUACGCAAGUCCCGAGAUUUUACGUGGGGAAAUGUAUGGUGGGAAAGAACAAGAUGUUUGGGCUUUGGGUGUUUUAGGGUACGUUUUGUUAGUCGGUGAAACUCCAUUUUCAGCAUUACCAGAAGACGUCUUGGAAGGUUUGACAUCUGAAAGUGUGGCGGCGGUGGGUUUACAUUCUCGUUGUGAAGAUGGUCAUGAGGAUGAAGGUAGGGAAAGAGAUGGUGGUGGAAGAUUAGGUGAUGCGGCGGAUUUAGUGAGAAGAUGUUUAGAAAUGAUUGUCGGGGAUAGACCCAGUGCAGAGAUGAUUUGUCAACAUCGGUUUUUGGUAGGUGAAAAUGGAUGGGUGGGACAUAGAGGUUGGGUAAAAUGAUGAUGAUGAUGAUUAUCUUUAUCUGUCUGUGAAAGGAGGUUUUUCACAUGUUGGUCUCUGAAGUAUUAGGGUGUAAAGGGUGUGUGAUAAGAUGAGAAAGAACAAAAUGGACAAAGUUGUCAGCAUGGGAAGGGAAUCGAAUAUGAAAAAACAUAGAAAUUUGACAUUUGGCAUGAAUCGUUAGCAUUCAUAAGAG